Messenger RNA from Spinacia oleracea (spinach), 939 nucleotides. RefSeq lists its product as uncharacterized. Lineage: Eukaryota; Viridiplantae; Streptophyta; Magnoliopsida; Caryophyllales; Amaranthaceae. The record is from RefSeq and is a predicted model, not a curated record. The transcript is spliced from 6 exons. The coding region runs from base 1 to 939 and encodes 312 amino acids.
AUGGAUAUCGAUGACAAUAGCCAGCGCAAAGUUUUGAUUCCAAUCGCAUAUACAAUGUCUUUGAUAUCAGGAGAAAUGUGGGUAAAAGAAAUGUUGACCGGUCAUCCUAUUCGAUGUGUCAAUGCAUUUCGAAUGGAGCCACCGUUAUUUUUGAGAUUGUGUAAGGACUUAUCAUCGAAGGCAAUUCAUGAAGUUCUUAGAUUGAUUUCUUCUCGAAAGGUCAAGGGUCUUGCACAUGAUAUUAUAAGACCAUAUGAUCCCGAUUUCACCGGUAUCCCGGCUAAAAUAUCCACAGAUACACGAUAUAUGCCUUUUUUCAAGGACUGUGUGGGUUGUAUUGAUGGUACACAUAUAGCAGCAUGCAUACCUGAGCCCUUACAAAUGCCCUAUAGAGGAAGAAAAGGAUUGCCUACGUUUAAUGUUUUGGCUGCAUGUGAUUUUGAUAUGUGUUUCACGUUUGUAUCAGCGGGUUGGGAAGGUUCAGCACAUGAUACUCGUGUAUUUCUUCAUGCAAUCGGAUCUCCCGAAUUUAAAUUUCCUAAACCACCUGAAGGUAAGUAUUACUUGGCUGAUAAAGGGUAUCCAGAUCGUAGAGGUUAUCUAGUACCAUAUCCAAAGAUAAGAAGUUGCAUUGAGAGAUCUUUCGGAGUUUUGAAGCAGAGAUGGAAGAUACUUACUAAAAUGCCACAAUUUAGUAUUGAGAUGCAAAUACAAAUUAUGGUCGCUACAUUUGCACUACAUAACUACAUAAGGAUAAAUUCUCCAGAUGAUCCCCUUUUUCGAGUGUUAGAGGAUUAUCCAAAUUUUAUACCCUCAUUUGAGCUUCCCGAUGUUCAUGCCGUUUCAAAUAGUGAAAAUGGAGUUGUAAUAUGUACUGAAAUGAAGGUUAUCCGUGAUCGUAUUGCUGAUGAUUUAUGGAAAGCUAGAAGAAACAUUUAA